AUGGCUACUACGCUUCUUCUCCGAAACUCUUCUUCAUCUUCCAAACGUCUUUCCCCUCUUCUCUUCUCCUCUCAAUUCCACACUUCCCUCACUCGUUCACCUCAAUCUCAAUCCCCUCUCACCAAUGACAAUAUAUCCCUUUCUUCCUCAAACCCUUGGUGGAGAUCCAUGGCUACUUUCACCAGAACGAAGCCUCAUGUUAACGUUGGAACUAUUGGUCACGUAGAUCACGGCAAAACCACACUCACUGCUGCAAUCACCAGAGUGCUUGCUGAUGAAGGGAAAGCUAAGGCUAUUGCUUUUGAUGAAAUUGAUAAGGCGCCUGAAGAGAAGAAAAGAGGAAUUACAAUUGCUACGGCACAUGUUGAAUAUGAGACUGCAAAACGACAUUAUGCACAUGUUGACUGUCCUGGACAUGCAGAUUAUGUGAAAAAUAUGAUUACCGGAGCUGCCCAAAUGGAUGGUGGUAUCCUUGUUGUAUCUGCGCCUGAUGGACCAAUGCCUCAAACCAAGGAGCACAUUCUUCUUGCUCGCCAAGUUGGUGUGCCGUCUCUUGUGUGCUUUUUAAAUAAAGUUGAUGCUGUCGAUGAUCCAGAAUUGUUAGAGCUUGUAGAAAUGGAGCUCCGUGAGCUUCUGAGCUUCUACAAGUUCCCAGGGGAUGACAUCCCUAUCAUUAGAGGUUCAGCACUGUCUGCUUUAAAUGGUACAAAUGAAGAGAUCGGCAGUAAGGCCAUUCUAAAAUUAAUGGAUGCUGUAGAUGAAUACAUUCCUGACCCUGUUCGUCAGCUUGAUAAACCUUUCUUGAUGCCCAUUGAAGACGUGUUCUCAAUUCAGGGACGAGGAACAGUUGCUACUGGCCGUGUUGAACAAGGGAUCAUCAAAGUUGGUGAUGAGGUUGAGGUUUUAGGUCUGAUGCAGGGUGGUCCUUUGAAAACAACCGUUACUGGAGUUGAGAUGUUCAAGAAGAUCUUGGAUCAAGGACAAGCCGGUGAUAAUGUUGGUCUUCUUCUCCGUGGUCUGAAACGGGAAGACAUUCAACGUGGUCAGGUCAUUGCUAAACCCGGUUCUGUAAAAACUUCCAAGAAAUUUGAGGCAGAGAUAUAUGUACUCACAAAGGAUGAGGGUGGUCGACACACUGCUUUCUUUUCUAACUAUAGACCUCAGUUUUACUUGAGGACUGCUGAUAUCACUGGAAAAGUAGAGUUGCCGGAAAAUGUUAAAAUGGUUAUGCCUGGAGACAAUGUUACCGCUGUGUUCGAAUUGAUUUUACCUGUUCCUCUUGAAACAGGGCAAAGAUUUGCUUUGAGAGAGGGUGGUAGAACAGUCGGUGCAGGUGUGGUAUCAAAAGUGCUUAGCUGA
This is a messenger RNA of Vicia faba (fava bean), 1359 nucleotides long. NCBI's taxonomy places the organism in Eukaryota, Viridiplantae, Streptophyta, Magnoliopsida, Fabales, Fabaceae. The record is from the annotation of a GenBank genome assembly.